Molecule: messenger RNA, 513 nt
Organism: Spodoptera frugiperda (fall armyworm)
Lineage: Eukaryota; Metazoa; Arthropoda; Insecta; Lepidoptera; Noctuidae
Exons: 1
Coding region: 70-426 (118 amino acids)
Source: RefSeq, a predicted model, not a curated record
CGCGUGUGACGGGAAUGAGCACACUUCUCACUUGGUAAGCGGUACCUCGCCACAUUAAAAAAUACAACAAUGUAUUCAAACAUGUGUGUGAAGAUCGCUCUGUGCCUGGCUCUGAUCGUCAGCAUCGACGGCUACGUGUUGAAGCACCGCUCCGUGCCUCUGUCACCAGAAGGCCUCAUCCUCGAGGUAGCAGUGAGAGACAAGAACGACCCACGUCACCCUAUUUCUGCAAUGAAGAUUGACAUUAAUGAGAAGGACAAAAAAGUCGAUGUGUCUUCUGUUGAACUUUCUACAGAAGGAACAAAUUCUGGUGAUGUUCCUCAGAAUGUACCAACUUUGGAAGAUCGCGUAUCUAUCAUUGGGGGAGGGUGUCCGCAAGACACGACUAGUGUCGGUGGAUUUUGCUUCCCUACAGACGAUGCUUAAGCGACUCAAUCUCCGACGACUAUUCAACGACGCAGCAUAAUGAUUGAUGAUUGUGAUAUUGUUAAAUAAAUUAUUUAUUUUAUAUAA